GGUUGCAAAUCAACCUAUAUACGUGAGGAUAAAUUCUGAUUGUUCCAUUAAAGAUUUCAAGAAAACCACGGUUCCAGCCAUGUAUGAAUUUUGGGCCGAGCUAGCCGACCGAGUCGACCAGAUCGAACAAGCGCUCUUGUAUGGCUUUAGUGACCAUCAGGCAGCUGGGUUUCAAUAUAUGCCAUCCUAUUUCUUAAGUGUCUACGCGAGUUUGGUGGAUGUAUUGAACGGAAUUUCCACGGAGCUUGCUAAGGGCAAUGAAGAAGACAGAAAACUCCUUUUCAAUCGGGCUGUCGGACUUCUCCAGAGGUUUUAUGAGUACAUACAAGAAAAUACCAAUGACUUAACGCCAUAUGGAGGAUUUUACUACAAGCUAUGGAAACGUAUUGACAAACUCUCAAAGCAGCCAUGCGUUUCUUUACACCCCAACAUCCUAACCCACAUUAUAAGGAUGACAAAGCUGGCAGAAGGGCUUAUAGCUGCAACCGAACAACUCUGGACAGUCGAAGGGGAUCUUUACGAUCGCAAAGCUUUCCGAGCGGCCUACGAAAAAUUCAGGAAGCUUGACCAGAACCAUUCGAAAGACGACGUCAGCUUUCGCGAUUUUGCCUUAGAAUCACAACAGAUCCUUCACGAAGCCUACUUGGGUCUUCGCAUGCCCUUGGCCCAGAACGCUAUACGCUUCAACCCUUUCGAUGACAACAAACUCCCCAUGUACAUUGAUGCAUCAUGCAAAUCUGAUGCUUAUAUCCGCGGAUCGGGCGAGAGGCCUGGUGUGCUAAGUCUCAAGCAAAAACUUGGUGGCCCAGUUCCUACCAAGGAAGAGAAAGGUUCCAAGAAACGAGGUUUGUCGGACGAUGAGGACGAAACGCCAGCGCCUAAAAGAUCCCGCCAAGUUUAUGGUUAUACUAUGACCAUGGAUAAUGUCGACGCCGACAUUGAGGAUAUCUACAGCAAUGUGGGUUACAACCAGAUAACGGAGCGGCCCCACCCAUGCAGGCUCAUCACACCAACUUUCAAGAAUCGGGAUGAUACGAUACAAAACUAUGAAGCGGAAUUUCUUAAGAGGUUAAGGCUAUACCUGAGAAACUAUUUCAAACCGGAAAGCCCUCCGACGACACAAGGUGCGCGGGACGCACUGCUCAAGAGACUAGAAAAAGAAAUAGUUUUGUUGCGAUUUACGGUAGGAUCAAAGUCCGACCGUCACACUACUUCUACAAACCUCAAGGAAGCGAGAAUUUCGUCUUACUCGUUGAAAUUCCUUCGAUCGCUUUACAUGAAAUUGCUACUUUCCUCUGAGCCGCCUGUGUCGGCCCAGCGACUAAACCAGGCCUUAAUUGACCGUCUCGAUGAUUGGAUAUUACACGAACGGGCUUGGAACGCGGCCGAUGAAAAGGCCAAGGACGGAAAACGUACAACAGCUAUGAAGCAGACUUGGAUCGACGGUUUCUUAGAAGGGCGGAACAAGAACAUUGAAUCAUGGAAGGCAUUGCAGAAGCAAUUCGUUAGGAAUCCGCUUGAACAACGCGAAAUGGUUGAAGCAGAAAGACCUAAGUCUGAGGAGACUAAAAACCCCGCUGCAUUUGAGGCACCUAGGCCUCGGUGGGCCGGGGGGCCGGCCGCCCCUGUGAGAGAUAAGCACCAGAACCGUUCUGGAAACGACGGAAUUUAUCUCCUCCCGAGACGUGCUGAUAGGACAAUCUACGUAAAUGAAGCAGCUGAACGUAGACGAGCGGAGCGAGCGACUGUACGCGAUAUGAUUCGUAACUUUGGGCCAAGCGGUCGGGAGGCGGAGCGCGACUUGCUAUCUAGAUAUAGCACGGAGGACAGAACAACGGCACAGGUAGCUGCCGCACUCGCCAAAGGAGGACCACCGGACUACGAGCAAAUACCUACCGGAACUGUCUUCGAGAAAUUGGUAUAUAUGAUCGUCUUGACGCAGUGGCGCCUUUACCAGAUACGGGAUAUCCUAUAAAGAUAAAGCUCA
This is a messenger RNA of Hypoxylon trugodes, 1987 nucleotides long. RefSeq lists its product as uncharacterized. Lineage: Eukaryota; Fungi; Ascomycota; Sordariomycetes; Xylariales; Hypoxylaceae. The record is from RefSeq and is a predicted model, not a curated record. The transcript has a single exon. The coding region runs from base 80 to 1975 and encodes 631 amino acids.